Odobenus rosmarus divergens (Pacific walrus) is the source of this 2710-nucleotide messenger RNA. It is a transcript of the gene FTSJ3, whose product is annotated as FtsJ homolog 3 (E. coli). The record is from RefSeq and is a predicted model, not a curated record. Gene Ontology annotation, biological process: rRNA methylation; maturation of 5.8S rRNA from tricistronic rRNA transcript (SSU-rRNA, 5.8S rRNA, LSU-rRNA); maturation of LSU-rRNA from tricistronic rRNA transcript (SSU-rRNA, 5.8S rRNA, LSU-rRNA). The coding region runs from base 215 to 2710 and encodes 831 amino acids. Gene Ontology annotation, molecular function: rRNA (guanine) methyltransferase activity; rRNA (uridine-2'-O-ribose)-methyltransferase activity. Lineage: Eukaryota; Metazoa; Chordata; Mammalia; Carnivora; Odobenidae. Gene Ontology annotation, cellular component: nucleolus; nucleus; preribosome, large subunit precursor. The transcript is spliced from 20 exons.
GGCGAAAACUUGGAGCCGGGGACGCAAGCGACGCAAGCGGAGGCGGAAGUACGUGUGCUGGCCACACGUGCCUUUCCCAGCGUGGUGAAAAAGGCGCAGGUUACGGGUGUUUGCAGAGGCAGGUAGGGAACGGAAAGCGGAGUUUAGUGGUCCGGAAGAGACGUUCCAGUUUUUACUCUGUCCCCAGGUUGAGUGACACUCCCCCCGUUUCACCAUGGGCAAGAAGGGCAAAGUCGGGAAGAGCCGGCGGGACAAGUUCUAUCACCUGGCGAAGGAGACCGGUUACCGCUCCCGCUCUGCUUUCAAGCUGAUCCAGUUGAAUCGCCGCUUUCAGUUCCUGCAGAAAGCGCGAGCCUUGCUGGACCUGUGUGCUGCGCCAGGGGGAUGGCUGCAGGUGGCUGCUAAGUUUAUGCCUGUAUCCAGCCUUAUUGUAGGAGUGGACCUGGUUCCAAUCAAGCCUCUUCCCAAUGUGGUGACGCUCCAGGAGGACAUCACAACAGAACGCUGUAGGCAGGCCCUGAGAAAGGAACUGAAGACCUGGAAAGUUGAUGUUGUGCUCAAUGAUGGGGCCCCCAACGUCGGGGCUAGCUGGGUCCAUGAUGCUUACUCACAAGCCCAUUUGACACUGAUGGCUCUGCGUUUGGCUUGUGAUUUUCUGGCCCGUGGAGGCUGCUUCAUCACGAAGGUUUUUCGUUCCCGAGACUAUCAGCCCCUACUCUGGAUCUUCCAGCAGCUCUUCCGCCGUGUCCAGGCUACUAAGCCCCAAGCCUCUCGCCAUGAAUCCGCAGAGAUCUUUGUCGUCUGCCAGGGAUUUCUGGCUCCUGACAAGGUUGACAGUAAAUUCUUUGACCCCAAGUUUGCCUUCAAGGAGAUCGAAGUUCAGGCCAAGACUGUUACUGAAUUGGUAACUAAGAAGAAGCCAAAGGCCGAAGGCUAUGCUGAGGGUGACCUCACGCUCUAUCACCGUACUUCAGUCGCUGACUUUCUCCGAGCUGCCAACCCCGUUGACUUCCUCUCCAAAGCCAGUGAAAUUUCACUAGAUGAUGAAGAGUUGGCACAGCAUCCAGCUACCACUGAGGACAUCCGGGCGUGCUGUCAGGAUAUCAAAGUGCUGGGGCGCAAGGAACUUAGGUCCCUCCUGAACUGGAGAACAAAGCUCCGGCGAUACAUGGCCAAGAAGCUGAAAGAGCAAGCGAAGGCACUGGACAUCAGCCUCAGUUCAGGAGAGGAAGACGACGAAGCGGGUGAGGAGUCUGAGGCUGGGACGGGGCAGCAGCCCUCUGAGGAAGAAGAGGAGGAACGAUUAAACCAGAGCCUGGCAGAGAUGAAGGCCCAGGAGGUGGCAGAAUUAAAGAGGAAGAAAAAGAAGCUGCUGCGUGAGCAGAGAAAACAGCGGGAGCGUGUGGAGCUGAAGAUGGAUCUUCCUGGGGUUUCUAUUGCAGACGAGGGGGAGACUGGCAUGUUCUCCCUGCGCACCAUCCGGGGUCACCAGUUGUUAGAGGAGGUCACACAAGGGGAUAUGAGCGCUGCAGACACAUUUCUGUCUGAUCCGCCAAGAGACGACCUCUACGUAUCAGAUGUUGAGGAAGAUGACGACGACGCAUCUUUGGAGAGUGACCUGGAUCAGGAGGAGCUGGGAGGGGUUGGAGGGUCUCUGGGUCUGAAGGACCAGAAGCGUGUACAAUUUGCUGAAGUAGAAGAUGAUGAAAGAGGAGGAGGAGAAGGGAAUCCACUGCUGGUACCAUUGGAGGAAAAGAUGAUACUGCAGGAAGAACAAGCCCGUCUGUGGUUCUCUAAGGAUGGCUUCAGAGGGAUUGAGGAGGAUGCUGAUGAGGCCCUGGAGCUCAGUCAGGCCCAGCUGUUGUAUGAGAGGCGGCGGAGGGGGCAACAGCAGCUGCCAUCCCCACCUUCCGGUUUGGAGAGUGACAAGAAAGCUCCCCAGCACCAGGAGGCGGGCCCUAAGCAGCCAGAGGCUCCAGCAGAGGCCAAGAGUGCCUCUGGGCCUGACGAAGGAGAGGGCAGCUCGGACAGCGACAGCAGCGGCAGCGAAGAGAGCUGGGAACCAAAGCGCGGGAAGGAGCGAAGUCGUGAACUUAAGUCCGAUGACGGGUUUGAGAUCGUGCCCAUCGAGGACUCAGUGAAACAUCAGAUACUAGAUCCUGAAGGCCUUGCCCUAGGUGCUAUCAUUGCCUCUUCCAAAAAGGCUAAGAGAGAUCUCAUAGAUAACUCCUUCCGCCGGUGUACAUUUAAUGAGGAGGAGGGGGAGCUUCCAGAGUGGUUUGUGCAAGAGGAAAAGCAGCACAGGAUCCGGCAGCUGCCUAUUGACAAGAAGGAGGUAGAACACUAUCGCCAACGCUGGCGGGAAAUCAAUGCACGUCCCAUCAAGAAAGUAGCCGAGGCGAAGGCCAGAAAGAAACGGAGGAUGCUGAAGAAGCUGGAGCAAACCAAGAAGAAGGCAGAGGCUGUGGUGAACACCGUGGACAUCUCAGAACGUGAGAAAGUGGCUCAGCUUCGGAGUCUCUACAAGAAGGCUGGGCUGGGCAGGGAGAAACACCAGGUCACCUAUGUGGUAGCCAAAAAAGGUGUGGGCCGCAAAGUGCGCCGGCCAGCUGGAGUCAGAGGCCCUUUCAAGGUGGUGGACUCAAGGAUGAAGAAGGACCAAAGGGCACAGCAAAGGAAAGAGCAGAAGAAAAAACACAGACGGAAGUGA